This is a messenger RNA of Peromyscus eremicus (cactus mouse), 3816 nucleotides long. RefSeq names its product sine oculis binding protein homolog (gene Sobp). The record is from RefSeq and is a predicted model, not a curated record. Gene Ontology annotation, biological process: animal organ development. Lineage: Eukaryota; Metazoa; Chordata; Mammalia; Rodentia; Cricetidae. Gene Ontology annotation, cellular component: nucleus. The coding region runs from base 598 to 3192 and encodes 864 amino acids. The transcript is spliced from 7 exons.
CCCCCCAGCCUCCCCUCCCUCGGACCCCUCCCCGCGCAGUCCCUCCCUCCGCCCGCGGCUCGGCUCGCGGGAGGCGCAGGGCGCCGGGGCUGGCGCGCUCUCCCGGGCGCACACACAUAUCCACGCACGCACGCCCAGAGCAGCUGUCUCCGCCGUGGCCGGCGCUCCUCUCGCCCAUGCGGACGGACAGAGCUCAGGAAGAUGGCUGACGACUCCGUGGGGCCCCGAGGAUGCAGCCCGGCGGCGGCGGCGGGAGCGGGAGCGGCGGAGGCGGCACCGGCAGCGGCGGCAGCAGCAGCAGGAGCGGCGGCGGCGGCGGCAGGAGCGGCGGCGGCGGCAUCCCCGAGACUCCCCGGGCUACCCUUCCCCGUGACGGCCACUGACGGUCUCCGCCGCUAGAAGAGACCCCGCUCCUCCCGCGCCUGCCUCCCCCCUCCCAGCCCCGGACCCGCCAGUACCGCUACCUCCGCCAGUGUUGCCACCAUCAGCACCACCUCCACCUCCGCCACCGCCACCGCCACCGCCGCCGCCACCGCCACCGCCACCGCCGGCGGCGGCAGCAGCCAUUUCAUCUCCACAGAAACCAGACACAAAAACAUGGCAGAAAUGGAGAAAGAAGGGAGACCUCCGGAAAAUAAACGGAGCCGGAAACCGGCUCACCCCGUGAAGAGGGAGAUCAACGAGGAGAUGAAGAACUUUGCAGAGAACACCAUGAAUGAACUUCUUGGCUGGUAUGGCUAUGAUAAAGUUGAAUUAAAAGAUGGUGAAGACAUUGAGUUCAGGAGUUACCCUACUGAUGGGGAGAGCCGACAGCACAUUUCUGUUCUCAAAGAAAAUUCUUUGCCAAAACCAAAAUUACCAGAGGACAGUGUUAUUUCAUCAUACAAUAUAAGCGCAGGCUAUUCAGGCCUUGCCACUGGGAAUGGACUCAGUGACUCCCCUGCAGGGUCAAAGGACCAUGGCAAUGUGCCCAUUAUUGUACCUUUAAUUCCACCACCUUUCAUAAAGCCGCCAGCAGAAGAUGAUGUGUCAAAUGUACAAAUAAUGUGUGCCUGGUGCCAGAAAGUGGGGAUCAAGCGCUAUUCCCUGAGUAUGGGAAGCGAGGUGAAAAGCUUCUGCAGCGAGAAGUGCUUUGCGGCCUGCCGGAGAGCCUACUUCAAAAGAAACAAGGCUAGAGAUGAAGAUGGACGUGCUGAAACUUUCCCCCAGCAGCACUAUGCUAAGGAAACUCCAAGGCUUGCCUUCAAGAAUAACUGCGAACUACUUGUGUGUGACUGGUGUAAACACAUAAGGCAUACAAAAGAAUACCUGGAUUUUGGGGACGGGGAAAGAAGGCUUCAGUUCUGCAGUGCAAAAUGUCUCAAUCAAUACAAAAUGGACAUUUUCUACAAAGAGACACAGGCCAAUCUUCCAGCUGGGCUGUGCAGCACAUUACACCCUCACAUGGAAAGUAAAGCCGAAGGCACCGGGGUGCAGCUGCUCACUCCAGACUCUUGGAAUAUCCCGCUAACAGAUGCUCGGAGGAAGGCUCCCUCCCCGGUGGCUGCAGCUGGCCAAAGCCAGGGCCCUGGCCCAUCCUCGUCCACCACCGUCUCUCCAUCUGACACUGCCAACUGCUCUGUCACUAAAAUCCCCACGCCAGUGCCCAAGUCCCUCCCCAUCAGCGAGACUCCAAGCAUCCCUCCUGUCUCGGUCCAGCCACCUGCCAACAUUGGACCUCCGCUGGGCGUCCCGCCUCGCAGCCCUCCCAUGGUGAUGACCAACCGCGGCCCGGUGCCGCUGCCCAUCUUCAUGGAGCAGCAGAUCAUACAGCAGAUCCGCCCGCCCUUCAUCCGCGGGCCCCCUCACCAUGCCUCCAACCCGAACAGCCCCCUGUCCAACCCUAUGCUCCCGGGCAUUGGGCCUCCGCCGGGUGGCCCCAGGAACCUGGGCCCCACUUCCAGCCCCAUGCACCGGCCCAUGCUAUCACCCCACAUCCACCCCCCAAGCACCCCUACCAUGCCUGGGAACCCCCCGGGACUGCUGCCCCCGCCGCCCCCCGGCGCGCCCUUGCCCAGCCUUCCUUUCCCUCCGGUAAGCAUGAUGCCAAACGGCCCGAUGCCGGUGCCCCAGAUGAUGAACUUCGGGCUGCCGUCGCUUGCCCCGCUGGUGCCGCCCCCCACGCUGCUCGUGCCGUACCCAGUGAUCGUGCCCCUGCCGGUGCCCAUCCCUAUCCCUAUCCCCAUUCCCCACGUCAACGAUUCCAAGCCCCCCAACGGAUUCUCCAGCAACGGGGAGAGCUUCGUUCCCAGCGCCCCGGGCGACUCGGCGGCGGCGGGAGGCAAGUCGGGCGGACGCUCCCUGUCUCCGCGGGACUCCAAGCAGGGCUCGUCCAAGUCGGCCGACUCGCCGCCGGGAAGCUCCGGCCAGGCUCUGAGCCUGGCGCCCGCGGAGCGCGGCCGUGGGGAGGUGGUGGACCUGACCCGGCGCUCCGGCAGCCCCGUGGGUGCGGGAGGCCAGCCCGGCUUCGCCGGCGUGCUGCACGGCCCGCAGGACGGCGUCAUCGACCUGACAGUGGGCCACCGCGCCCGGCUGCACAACGUGAUCCACCGCGCGCUGCACGCGCACGUCAAGGCGGAGCGAGAGCCGGGCGCCGCGGAGCGCAGGACCUGCGGCGGCUGCAGGGACGGCCACUGCAGCCCGCCCGCCGCCGGCGACCCGGGCCCGGGCGCCCCCGCGGGUCCCGAGGCUGCCGCCGCCUGCAACGUCAUCGUGAACGGCACCCGGGGCGCCCCGGCCGAGGCCAAGGGCGCAGAGCCGCCGCCGGAGCAGCCACCGCCCCCCGCGCCACCCAAAAAGCUGCUGUCGCCCGAGGAGCCCGCGGUGAACGAGCUGGAGUCUGUCAAGGAGAACAACUGCUCUUCCAGCUGCCACCUGGACGGGGAGGCGACCAAAAAGCUGAUGGGGGAGGAGGCCCUGGCGGGGGGCGACAAGUCGGACCCGAACCUCAAUAACCCCGCGGACGAGGACCACGCCUAUGCUCUGCGGAUGCUGCCCAAGACCGGCUGCGUGAUCCAGCCUGUGCCAAAACCCACGGAGAAGGCUGCCAUGGCGCCGUGCGUCAUCUCCUCGCCCAUGCUCAGCGCAGGCCCCGAGGACCUGGAGCCGCCGCUGAAAAGGAGGUGCCUCCGAAUUAGAAACCAGAAUAAGUAAAAGGAACACUCGCUCCCAAGGUACCUUGCAUGGUGAGAGGGCGUGGAACAAAUCAUGUCAUGCCAUCCAAUGACACCAGCUGGUCAGCUUACCACCCCCCUCUGGCUAAAAUUCAAGCAAAUAACACAGCUUCCUGUCAUUAAACAUCUUGGAGGAAGCAGCCCUCCCUGGUGGCCUCCAGGCCAGAGAAGCCAGCUCGUCUUGGACCCACCAAGCUUGGGCCCAGCAUUCCUGCUCCCCCCCAUCUCUGCUUCUCCCCAGAGGAACUUAGGGAUUUCGCUGGUCGGAAACAAACAAACACUACCAACACACCACAAGGACCAAUGUAGGUAUUCUCACCCCAUCUUCAAGGCUCUACGGCUGAGGCCGGAAGAUGUUAGGGACUGGAAAACAAGAACCUUUUUUAAAUCUUUUUAAGAACUGCUGUGGUUUGCUGCUACGAUAAGAAUUGUGAUUUGCUUUUAUGGUUUAGGAACAGAACUGUUCACGUUUUGGUGAGGAGAAGGGAUGGUGCUGGAGUCCCAAAGCUUCAGAUUCGUCUCUACCCCAGCCCACGAUGCACUUUUAAAUGAAGAGGUAGAAUAUUUUAUUGGCUAAUAAACUUUUCAUGUUAUUUUUUACAAA